AUGCCUCCACAGACCUGCAACUCUGACACUGAAAGCAGUGACUUAUCUGAUGGACCAAACAAAUCAAGGGCCCCCACUGCACCACAGAGGCAGAUGCUGAUUGGUGCAGAGAUCCCUUCGCCAUAUGACAACAACAACAAUGACAACAAUGGAGAUGAGACACAGUAUAACAUUGACACCAUCUCAAACCUAAACCCAGAAAUGCUCAAAGGCAUGCUCAUUGAACUCACCAAAUGCAACAAAGAAAAAGACUCUGACAAAUAUAAGAAACCAUCCCACUGCUCUGAUUUCCACCAAUGA
Ustilago hordei is the source of this 300-nucleotide messenger RNA. RefSeq lists its product as uncharacterized. The record is from RefSeq and is a predicted model, not a curated record. NCBI's taxonomy places the organism in Eukaryota, Fungi, Basidiomycota, Ustilaginomycetes, Ustilaginales, Ustilaginaceae. Bases 1 to 300 code for a protein of 99 amino acids. The transcript has a single exon.